AUGGAGGACUCCUGUGACGUCACGAUCGACAGUUCGUCGGGUCACCGCCAGGGCUCGAUCAGGAGUCCGCGCUACCCGCGCCACUACCCGCCCAGCACGGCCUGCAGCUACCGGCUUGUGGGCAACAGCACCGAACGAGUACAACUGAUGUUCCAAACGUUUGACCUCUAUCAUCCGGGCAAGGUCGCAGAGAAGAACUGUCUAGACGCUGACAUUGUUAAGGUGUCCACCAUCAUUGACGGAGGCAAGGCGGAAAUUGACGCUUUCUGUGGCUCGGUGGCAAACCCGAAGAUUCAGCUGAUGUCUACAGGACCCGAGCUUCUUAUUGAGUUCCUCAGCUUUCAGAACACGAACACGGGAACGGGCUUCCAGGCCGAGUACAGAUUCCUGCAGA
This is a messenger RNA of Priapulus caudatus, 394 nucleotides long. Its product is annotated as neuropilin and tolloid-like protein 2. The record is from RefSeq and is a predicted model, not a curated record. Lineage: Eukaryota; Metazoa; Priapulida; Priapulimorpha; Priapulimorphida; Priapulidae. The annotation marks the transcript as partial. The transcript is spliced from 3 exons.